UAACCUAAGGAACCGUAACCACCCAAAAACCAAAUACAUCUUACGAAUCUUUACAAUGAGUGACAGAAUGAGUGGCACAGAAGAAUUUGAGGGAGCAAUGGUUUUGCCUUCAAAGGAGAUUAUGGUUCCAAAAUGGAAGAAUGUGUUUAACGCAGUGGUUUGUUCUGCUUCUCUGACACCACUCGCCAUAGUUGGCCUCAACAUCAUGGGGCACUUCCUAUGGACUUCAGCAGAUCCAAACAAUAAGACAUUGGUCAUGCCGUCAUUCUACAACUACUGGAAUUGGUUCACCUAUUUGUUUCCUCUUCUGUUGAUCUUCAUGAUGCUAUUUGAAAUUUGUGAAGAUGAUACUGACGCGGCAUCAGCAUUAUUAUCAAAGCUAUGGAAGUGGUUUUCGUGUUCUGUUAGGCUUGUGUGUGUCAUAUGCUGCCUUUAUGCCAUCUUUAAAAAUUUAAUAUACAAUUCCAUCUGA
Messenger RNA from Cajanus cajan (pigeon pea), 472 nucleotides. The record is from RefSeq and is a predicted model, not a curated record. NCBI's taxonomy places the organism in Eukaryota, Viridiplantae, Streptophyta, Magnoliopsida, Fabales, Fabaceae.